Messenger RNA from Dermacentor silvarum, 1900 nucleotides. Its product is annotated as gonadotropin-releasing hormone receptor. Gene Ontology annotation, cellular component: membrane. Gene Ontology annotation, molecular function: G protein-coupled receptor activity; peptide binding. NCBI's taxonomy places the organism in Eukaryota, Metazoa, Arthropoda, Arachnida, Ixodida, Ixodidae. Bases 406 to 1860 code for a protein of 484 amino acids. Gene Ontology annotation, biological process: G protein-coupled receptor signaling pathway. The record is from RefSeq and is a predicted model, not a curated record. The transcript has 3 exons.
CUCGCGGUCCUCGCGUGUGCGCGCUUCGCCCGGCGCGGCUCGCCGUGUGCGCCCACUGCAUCUCUGGCACACGCACCUUCAUUAUUCUGUUCGGGAGCAUCGCUCGAGUUUUUCCGUUUCUCUCUCCGUGCGCUCUCAUUGAGUUCUGCGUGCGACGUCGUCCCAUGCCAUGCGGCGACGGCCGUCACCAACGUGCCAGCCACGGUUCCAUCAAAGCGGCGUUACGUGACCUUCGUCUUCCCGGAAAACAAAGGCGCGUGCGUUGCAGCUGCAUCUCCCGUUUCACUGCUCCGCGAUGUCGGCUGGCUCGUGGGAGUUGAGCCCGACCGUAGCGGAGGCAUGCGGCCACACGUGGGAAGGAGGAAACCCUCUCGCACCUCGUUCCGUUCAUAGGUGAUAUCGCUGAUGUGCAUUUUGCUGGCGGUGCCGGGUCUCACCUCGACCGAGACCGUUCCUGGGGGAACAAUGAGCUUCGAGGACUCGAAUGUGACCAGGUGGGCUCAGCCGCCGACCCCGUGCGCGGAGUUGUGCGGGGAGUUGCCCUCAGCGCCCGUCUUCAAGCCGUCGUCACUCGUGCGAGUGGUGGUGCUCGCCGUGAUAGGCGCCCUGUCUCUGGUCGGCAACUCGGCGACGCUGGCGUCGAUAUGGACGCAUCGGCGUCGGCGUUCUUCUCUGUACAUGCUGCUCGCCCACUUGUCCGUGGCCGACCUUCUAGUGACGUUCUUCUGCGUGUUAGCAGAGGCUGCCUGGACGUGGACCGUGCAGUGGGUGGCUGGUGACGCACUCUGCAAACUGGUCAAGUUCCUCCAGAUGUUUGCCCUGUACCUCUCCACUUUCAUACUGGUGGUGAUUGCGUUCGACCGAUUCGCCGCCAUGCGUUUUCCCAUGCGGCGUGCCAGCGCCCGCCGUACUGCAGCCCGCAUGGUGGCCGCCGCGUGGACUACGGCGGCGUUGCUCAGCUUGCCGCAGGUGUUCAUCUUCCGUGUUCAGCGAGGCCCAUUCGUCGAGGAGUUCUACCAGUGCGUCACGUACGGGUUCUACUCUGCACAGUGGCAGGAGCAGCUGUACACCAGCUUGUCGCUAGUCUGCAUGUUUCUCCUGCCUCUCGCCACGCUGGUCACCACCUACAUCUGCACAUUCUACACUAUUUCAGUGCAGCGGAGCGCGUUUGGGUCUGCGAAAAAAUCCAGCAAGGAGCGGGGCGGCCGAAAGUCUGGGCGCAGACGUGGCGGCGACCAGCCCUCAUGUUCGGAGGUUCGGGCCCCGUCGUCGAUGGAGGAAGCCAGGCGGCGCCUGCUGCACCGGGCCAAGAUGAAGUCCCUCAUGAUCACCGUGGUCAUCGUGGCCGCCUUCAUCAUCUGCUGGACGCCCUACUACUGUAUGAUGAUCAUCUUCAUCUUCCUCGAGCCGGACGACCAGCUGACGGAGGAACUGCAGGCGGGCAUAUUUUUUUUCGGGAGCUCCACGGCCAUGAUAAACCCGCUCAUAUACGGCGUCUUUCACCUGCGGCAUCAGAGGCCUUCGAGGGGAUCGCGGCAGUUCAACAGCAGCGCCGCGUCGCGUGCAGUCGACCACUCGACGUUGCUUUUGGCGGGCUCGCUCAAGAAGGCGCCUGCUGCCCCGGCGGCAUCGACGACGGAGCCGCCGCCUCAGUGCGGCGAGGACUCAGUGAAAUCCAGAAGUGGGCGUGGUUGUUCUGUUUCCGAAGCCACCACUGCCUUAGUGGUGGGGAACGGUUGCCCUACGCGGGCGGUGUCGCAUUCCUCCCUGGUCACACAACACCGCAAAGAAAAAAGGAGAGAAGGAGAAUCAGAUGACGAGAGCCACACCGGAUGUCGCACUUCACAAGAGGGUAGUUAGGACUACUGUGUGUGUCCGCGAAUAUGGUGAGAAAAAAUAA